AUGUCAAUUCUGCCUUUCACUCCCCCCAUCGUCAAGAGACUUUUGGGUUGGAAGAAGGGAGAGCAGAACGGCCAGGAAGAGAAAUGGUGUGAAAAGGCGGUGAAAAGUCUUGUGAAGAAACUGAAGAAGACGGGACAGCUGGACGAACUGGAGAAAGCCAUCACCACGCAGAAUAUCAACACAAAAUGCAUCACCAUACCAAGGUCUCUGGAUGGCCGUCUGCAGGUCUCUCACAGAAAAGGCCUGCCCCAUGUCAUCUACUGUCGUUUGUGGCGUUGGCCCGACCUGCAGUCCCACCAUGAACUGCGAGCAGUGGAGCUGUGCGAAUACGCAUUUCACACAAAAAAGGAUGAGGUAUGCGUAAAUCCCUACCACUACCAGAGAGUAGAGACCCCAGUCCUCCCACCUGUGCUGGUGCCCAGACACACAGAGAUUCCCAGUGAAUUUCCACCUCUGGAUGACUACAGCCAUUCAAUUCCCGAAAACACCAACUUCCCUGCUGGUAUUGAGCCACAAAGCAACUAUAUACCAGAAACGCCACCGCCAGGCUACCUCAGUGAGGAUGGAGAGACCAGCGAUCACCAGAUGACACACAGCAUGGACACAGGCUCGCCGAACCUAUCGCCCAAUCCUGUUUCCCCCACGCACAAUAACUUGGAUCUCCAGCCUGUGACAUACUGCGAGCCAGCCUUCUGGUGCUCCAUUUCCUACUACGAGCUGAACCAACGAGUAGGAGAGACCUUCCACGCUUCACAGCCAUCACUGACGGUAGACGGUUUUACAGACCCUUCCAAUUCGGAGCGGUUCUGCCUAGGCCUUUUGUCCAACGUCAACCGCAACGCUGCGGUGGAGCUAACGCGCAGACACAUUGGUCGUGGAGUCAGACUUUAUUACAUUGGAGGAGAAGUGUUCGCCGAGUGUCUCAGUGACAGCGCCAUCUUCGUUCAGAGUCCUAACUGUAACCAGCGCUACGGCUGGCACCCCGCCACUGUAUGCAAGAUCCCUCCAGGCUGUAAUCUGAAGAUCUUCAACAACCAGGAGUUUGCUGCAUUGCUGGCCCAAUCUGUCAACCAGGGUUUUGAGGCUGUCUACCAGCUCACCAGAAUGUGCACCAUUCGCAUGAGCUUUGUCAAGGGCUGGGGGGCUGAGUACAGGCGACAAACGGUGACCAGCACCCCCUGCUGGAUUGAGCUGCACCUGAACGGCCCCUUGCAGUGGUUGGACAAGGUGCUCACGCAAAUGGGCUCCCCCAGCAUCCGAUGCUCCAGCGUCUCCUAG
Messenger RNA from Nerophis lumbriciformis (worm pipefish), 1278 nucleotides. The record is from RefSeq and is a predicted model, not a curated record. NCBI's taxonomy places the organism in Eukaryota, Metazoa, Chordata, Actinopteri, Syngnathiformes, Syngnathidae.